This is a messenger RNA of Rhagoletis zephyria (snowberry fruit fly), 1716 nucleotides long. RefSeq lists its product as uncharacterized. The record is from RefSeq and is a predicted model, not a curated record. Gene Ontology annotation, molecular function: zinc ion binding; nucleic acid binding. NCBI's taxonomy places the organism in Eukaryota, Metazoa, Arthropoda, Insecta, Diptera, Tephritidae.
ACGAGGAGACGUGCCAGAAAAAUAGUAAGAAAUAAAUCGAAGUAUAUAAAAAGACAUCUUUGCAAUUUUAAAGACUGCGUUAUAGCCUCAGGUGUGGGGUGCUACCCGCCAAUAUUUAAACAUUUUAUUUAUUAAAUAAACCUUCUAACAAGGGAAAAUUUCAACAAAUGCCGUCGACACGUUCCGCAGGGAAAAUGACUGGAGGUAAAGAUGAAUUAAAGCAAAGCAGUGAAGGUGGCCCACCUAUUACAUCAAACACUGAGUCGCAUACAAUGAAAUCAGCCAAUGCACAUAAGGCUAUUGAAGACAGCUCCAAUAUCGUGCCUGCUCCUGCAUCCCCUGGUGCUCCUGCCGUCAUUUUAUCUGCUGCCCUGACACCUGGAGUACCUGGUGCCUCCGCCGCCAACCAACCUGCUGUACCUCGUGCCUCCGCCGCCAAAUUACCUGGUGCCCCCGCCGCCAACUUAUCUGCUGUUCCUGCUGCCACGUCACAUGAUUUGCCUGCUGUUCCUGCCGCUGCCGAACCUUAUGUGGCAGCUCCUGCUACCAAUGUUCCUAAUGUUCCAGUUUCUGCCGUCUCUGAUGGGACCGCGUUUGAUGGUCCCUCUGCUGUUAUAUCUAAUACCGCUGUAAACCAUGUUGCCGGGAAUGGCACCACAGAAUUUUCCUCAUGCGAGUCUGUCGCCCAAUCCGCUUUCUCCGUAUUGAGUUGCACCGUUGGUUCCGAUACCGCCACUGAAUUAGGCACCGCAACUCCGAUUGGAGAUAUCAAUAAGCUAGAAGAGCAGUUGAAAAUUUUAAGACUACGUCGCGAAUUGAUGGAGCUGCAAGGUCAAGUUCAACAAAUAGAAACUUAUCCGGGCGUGCGCCUAGGUAAAUAUAUACAUUUUGACGAACUCGAUGCGGCAGUUCCAAAGUUUAGUGGCGACAACCAUUACGACAUAAAUCGGUGGUUUUUGCAAUUCGAGGACUAUGCUGAUGCCAAUAAUUACAAUGAAAGACAUAGGUGUCUAGCACUACGACGAUGCAUGUCUGGGACAGCAAAAGAAUUUGUACUUAACCAAGGACUUGUUGAUUAUUCAACGUUGAAGUCGUUGCUAUGUGCAAUGUUUCGACGCAAUUGUUCGCGGCAGGAGGUUUACCGGCAGCUACGAUCACGCAAACUAAAAUCGUCAGAGUCUUGUGUUAGUUACAUUGUGGCAAUGCAGUCCAUUGCCGCCCAGUCGGAAAUACCAGAGCAGGAGCUAGUUGAUAUAGUAAUAGAUGGCAUACCUGACAACAGUAACAACAUAAGUAUCCUGUAUGGCGCUAAUACAGUGAGUGAAUUAGUAAGGCGAAUGGAACGCUACGAACAGCGUCGCCAGAAUAUUGCAUUGCGUAAACCGUCGGCCACUGUUGUUUCACGCACGGAAGCAAAGUCGACCGUCACCGAAGAUCUCUCAACAGUGCGCUGCUUCAACUGUUCGCGAUUCGGUCACUAUCAGAGCAGCUGUCCAAAGCCACAACGACCAGUAGGUUCCUGCUUCAUCUGUCACCAGCUCGGACACAUGCAUCGGAAUUGCCCGAAGAAGAAGAGCCAACCCACUCAUGUUGCAGCUAUUUCCGCGGAGGACUAUAAUUACUUAGAAACUAGGCAAGAGUUUGAUUAAUAUAAUGCAAAAAUCCGUUGCUGAAAGAUUUUUAAAACUGUCGCCUACUGCGAUACCUACAAAAUUU